This is a messenger RNA of Closterium sp. NIES-67, 3637 nucleotides long. The record is from the annotation of a GenBank genome assembly. NCBI's taxonomy places the organism in Eukaryota, Viridiplantae, Streptophyta, Zygnematophyceae, Desmidiales, Closteriaceae.
ACCCAUAUCUCACCCUCUUUUGAGGCGCCUGAAAAGCACCUUGACCCACCCAUAUCUCACCCUCUUUUGAGGCGCCUGAAAAGCACCUUGACCCACCCAUAUCUCACCCUCUUUUGAGGCGCCUCAAAAGCACCUUGACCCACCCAUAUCUCACCCUCUUUUGAGGCGCCUCAAAGCACCUUGACCCACCCAUAUCUCACCCUCUUUUGAGGCGCCUCAAAAGCACCUUGACCCACCCAUUAUCUCACCUCUUUUGAGGCGCCUCAAAGAACCUUGACCCACCCAUAUCUCACCCUCUUUGAGGCCGCCUGAAAAGCACCUUGACCCACCCAUAUCUCACCCUCUUUUGAGGCGCCCUCAAAAGCACCUUGACCCACCCAUAUCUCACCCUCUUUUGAGGCGCCUCAAAAGAACCUUGACCCACCCAUAUCUCACCCUCUUUUGAGGCGCCUCAAAAGCACCUUGACCCACCCAUAUCUCACCCUCUUUGAGGCGCCUCAAAAGCACCUUGACCCACCCAUAUCUCACCCUCUUUUGAGGCGCCUCAAAAGCACCUUGACCCACCCAUAUCUCACCCUCUUUUGAGGCGCCUCAAAAGCACCUUGACCCACCCAUAUCUCACCCUCUUUGAGGCGCCUCAAAAGCACCUUGACCCACCCAUAUCUCACCCUCUUUUGAGGCGCCUCAAAGCACCUUGACCCACCCAUAUCUCACCCUCUUUUGAGGCGCCUCAAAGCACCUUGACCCACCCAUAUCUCACCCUCUUCCUGCGCUCUGCCUCCUCGCUGCCUGCAGCUCCUGACCCUCCCAUUUGUGCAGGUGCCUGACACGCCAAGAGACGCCCGCUUCGCUGCCUUCAUACCCUAGCACAUGCCUCUGGCCUCCUCGGCUCCUUGCCGCGUGUCACUGCUUGCUGCGCCAGCUGCAAGGCACCUACGCUGACCUGGCCACUCACCUGACUUCGUAUCUACAUGCCUCCCCUCCUUUCCGCUGAGGGCGGACUGCUGCCGUCACUAACACCUUAGAUCCAUUUGGCAGCAAAGAAGAUGUUGGGCAAACGAGCACCUUGUGGUUUAUUCAAUGUUAAUUGGCAUGCAUGCAUGGAGUCAUUGGCAUGCGUGCAUGGGUCAUGUUAAUCCGGCUGCUUCCCAUGCUAGGAGUUGCACUGCAUGAAAUAUGGUCGACCUUCCCUGAAUUGUGAUGUCUGCUUAGGGCGUACCGUAUCCACCCGGAUAUGCGCCCCCCCAGGGGAUGGGACCCUGAGUCCUUUAUUCAGCGCAUGGGGCUUAUGCACCUUAUUCGAUUAUUAGCCCCACCUACUCAAGGGUGUUUCGCCCUACAGACGGUUGAAGGGGAUGAAGGGGUUAGCGAGAGGUUCAUACCCUUCGGCGUGGUGAGGUUGACGCCAAUCUCGUCGAACCAGUCCUGGUAGUCCCCUCGCACGUGCGCCUUGUAGACGUCCAGCGGCUGGAGGAGGCUUGUGCAGCCGCUUGGGAUGGUGGCGGGAAUGAUUCCCUGCUCCCUCAGCUCAGCCAUCACGCGCCACACGAGGAGUCCAUCCUCGUCCAUCCAGCAGCAGCUGCAGUUCUCACAGUAUCAACCCCGAGCGCCACGUCCGUCACCGAAUCCGGUCGCUUCAACUCAGCAGAUCAGCUCCGACGAACCGCUCUACACAAGACGCAAGGAAUGUCAUCAGUUGUAUGGCUCGAAUGGACUUCUGCGUACCGACUCUCCACCACACAACGAUCUCGACGAACAACCUCCCGCUCCGACACAAACCCGGCUCCAACCGAACCCGACUUGCGUUGCAAUCGCUCACAACGACUGUCUGGCCACAACACAUGGUUUCUUGAUAGCUGCUGUGGCCAGCACAUGUGUUCUUCAACACGCUUCGUCCAGCAAGAGAAGAUGUUGAGCCGUGAAGUCGUCAUCACUGUCGCCAACAUCCAGAACAUGUGUACAAGGAAGGAGGGAGUUGUUCAGUUACAAUCAAGCGAGACGAACGUGAUAUUACAAAUGUCACGAGUACUCGUCGUCGACAACCUCGGUUACAACCUCUUAAGCGUUAGCCAGCUAAUGUCAAAGGGAAUUCAGCUGGAGUGCGACAGCUUCGACCGAGAGUUCCGACUCCACCACGGGAAGGGCGGCCUCUUCAUCAGCAGAGCCAUUCAGAAGCACGGAGUCUUCGUCUUGGACUUCGUUCUGGACCGAGGGACCGCCGACAGCGACGGCGUCGUCUCCUUCGCACCCUGGAGGCACCCGCCGGAUCUUGACCCCGGGUUCGACCGCAAUGGCUUCUGGUACCAUCUGAGAACUUCGCCGACCGCGACGUACCUGCUUUAUCUGCCCGGAAGCAGUUCUUCCUCGUCAGCCGUUCCCAUCACAUCAUUACCCCAGCGCACCAGAGUACACUCCACUCGAGAACAUCUACAGCGAUAUACUCUACAUCCCGCGAUAAGUCGGCCGGGCCGACCUCAACUACGUAAUCACCUUUGUCGAUGCCGCGACAAGAUACAAUUGGCAUCUUAACCUACCGUUACGCGACCUCGCCUUCUCUGCCUUCGCCGCAUGGCUUGCUGCAGCAGAACGGGAGGUAGACACGAAGCUAGAAAGCUUUCAGUCCGAUGGAGCGAUGGAGUAUCAAUCACAAUGAUUCAAGGACUACCUCGCAGAAAGGGGAAUUAAGAGGCUCAUCACCGUUCCCUACGCUCACCAAAAAAACGGCGUAGUAGAGAGGAUGAAUCGGACCCUACAGAACAACAUGAGGAAGUUAUUGACCGGGAUGCGACUACCCAACUCGCAGUGGCCAGAGGCGAUGACUCACGCCGUCAUGCUACAGAAUCUCCUGUCGUCAAGCUCCUUACCAAACAACGCAUCACCACAUCUGCUGUGGACAGGGAAGCAAGGCAGCACAAAAUUGUUAUGAGUGUUCAGGUGCAUGGUACAGUACCGUCCACACACUGCAAGAGCUGGACGAUUUUCGCAGCGGGCAAGAUGGGGUCUACACCUCGGUGUGGAAAAACACUACAAGGCCUGGAAAAUCUUUGACGUCGAGGAUAAGGAAACCGUUAUGGCACGUGACGUGAUUUUCUACGAAAACCUCACGUUCAAUCAUUACCUGGAGACUAUCGCAGCCAAUUGGGACCCAUCCGGUGGCUUUGCUGGAGCACGCGCGUUCGCCUCGACCGAAGAAGAAGCUGACCUGGAGGAGCAGAACAUCCCUGAUGCGUCAGCAGUUGCAGGACCAGUUCCCUACUGCUUCAUCGACAUGCAGAUGGACGACGAUAACCCUCGCAAAAGUGCGAAUGCCGAAGCCUACUACCACUUCGCCGACAUUGGUUACAUAACACCCGACAACGUCGACACAAAUGUCUCAGAACGCGUAGGACCAGGUUUCGUACCUAAUCCUGAAGUAGGCGACGAAGCAUCUUAUCCCGAGGAUCCAACCCUCCCCCGCUACACCAAGACUGGACUUCAAAUCCUCGGACUGGUAGCAGCGGUGCAUCCUCUGUCACCGUCGCCAGUUGAGGAGCCGAAGACUGUCAAGCGAGCGCUGCAAAGGCCAGACAGGGAGAAAUGAGGGAGUCAAUGGACAGGGAAUUAGCGGCGCUACAUGAAAGAAACACCUUCAAAGCUG